AUGCGUUCGACUCAAAAAGCCGCCACAGCGUAUUCCGAUGCAUUCCAGUGUACGAAUAUACAGUCACAAGAUCCAACAAAGCUUGCACAAUUUUGCGUAGAUCAUUUCAGUGCACGAGAAGCGUCAAUUCUAAAGCUCACCAAGACGCAGCCCAUGGUGCGUGCGUCUGUCAACUUGAGGUCCUUCAAUACCCGGCAGAUCGGUGAGCGCUGUUUAUCUACACACCGUUUGCUGUUCGGUCGUCCGCUGUGGGCCGGCGCAUCGCCCAGACCGAGAAAGAGGAAGCACACGGUAGACAGCACUGUUGAUUUCUCAAAUACUGAGCCGCUACCAACGGUCGACGAGCUCCUUGAGCUUCAAUUGAGUGGAAUGUUCAAUGUAACAAGCAGGACGAACAGAACGUCAGAGUACGAUAACUCGCUAAUGGAUGUUGCCAUGGACUUCGAGACUGAGGUACAAUCUACAGCGACCGAAGAGUCUUUCGAGUUAUUAUGGGAGCUUGAUGCCUGUGAAGACAGCGGAGAUGUCACUUGUAGAGGCAGAAAUAAAGAGAUGCAUUUAUUGAAUGCAGACACGAAGACUAGCGAGUUGUCUUCCACUAUGUAG
Molecule: messenger RNA, 606 nt
Organism: Plasmopara halstedii
Lineage: Eukaryota; Oomycota; Peronosporomycetes; Peronosporales; Peronosporaceae
Exons: 1
Coding region: 1-606 (201 amino acids)
Source: RefSeq, a predicted model, not a curated record